Molecule: messenger RNA, 393 nt
Organism: Trypanosoma conorhini
Lineage: Eukaryota; Euglenozoa; Kinetoplastea; Trypanosomatida; Trypanosomatidae
Exons: 1
Coding region: 1-393 (130 amino acids)
Source: RefSeq, a predicted model, not a curated record
AUGUGCCCACGCACCGCCUCUCUUGACGCCCCUGCUCUUCCCGCGCAUUAUCUUUGGCAAGGCAAAGGCCCAGCCUCACGGAGGAAAGGGAAUAGAAGGGAGCCAUACACCCACACAGAAAGACAAAGUAUGCCUUCCGGUAACGGUUGUCGUGCCACUCAGCGCCGUGCGCGGGAGCAGGCCAAGCAGCAGAAGCAGGGCGCCGCACACUCGGCGGAGGACCGGAAAAAGCACGAGGAAUCAAAGACAGCCGUGCAGUGUACAGUCUGCCUGCAGGGAUUUCCACGGACGGUGCGGCUCCCGGAGCUGCAGCAGCACCUGGAAUCCCGCCACGCCAGGGCGAAUAAGUCCCUCCUGGAGCUCUUCCCCGCCUUUCAGGGCGAGGGCCACUAG